UUACAACUUCUCUCUGUUUCUUCUCCCCCAAAUAUUACUCGUUUGUUCUGUUUUGUUUUCUUAUUUUUAAAAUCUUCUAAAGAUUUUAUCGAUCUCCAGCGACCUCUUUGUCAAACCUGACAAUUCCAAAUGAUGAAGAAUUUCUGACGUCACUAUUUAUUAAAACCACACGACGCUGUUUUUCUUUCUUUCUCUUCUUAUAUACUUCAGUUUCAGAGAGGAACCCAAAAAAAAAAAAUCAAAACUUUAGAAAAAGGAAAACAAAUUUCGGUGAAACUAAAAUAAAAAAUGGGGAAUUGUCAAGCGGCGGAGGCAGCGACGGUUUUGAUUCAUCAUCCGGCGGAGAACAAGGUGGAGAGGAUUUACUGGUCGGUGACAGCGAGUGACAUCAUGAGAUCCAAUCCCGGUCAUUACGUUGCGGUGGUUGUGACGUCACCGACACUGAAGAACGAUAAAGGAUCGCCACUGAAGCAGCUUAAGCUCCUUCGUCCUGACGAUACUUUACUCAUCGGACAUGUUUACCGUCUCGUCAGCUUCGAAGAGGUUUUGAACGAGUUUGCGACGAAGAAGUGUGUGAAGCUUGGGAAGCUAUUGAAAGAAGGAGGAGGGCUUGAGUUGAAGAAGAAGAAGAAACAUAGAAAGAAGACUGAUCAGGAAACGGGUCGGGUCAACCCGAAUUCGGAUUCGGAACCGAAAGAAGAUGGGGCUAAUGAUACGGUCGCCGGAGAAGACGGUGGAGAUGGGUUUGUGAGGCGGAACCACGGCGGAGGAAAAGGUGGCGUUGGAUGGAGGCCAGCUUUACACAGCAUCCCGGAAUUUGGAUCCUCGUGAGAAAACUCUUCAAAAGUGUAGUAGAUAUAUUCGUUAAAGCACCAUCAGACAACAGUGAAAGUUUCAUGUAAAGCGAUGUUAAUUAUAUGCUUUAAUGAAGAUUCAGUCCCUUGGAAUA
Messenger RNA from Eutrema salsugineum, 949 nucleotides. RefSeq lists its product as uncharacterized. Bases 289 to 831 code for a protein of 180 amino acids. Lineage: Eukaryota; Viridiplantae; Streptophyta; Magnoliopsida; Brassicales; Brassicaceae. The transcript is spliced from 3 exons. The record is from RefSeq and is a predicted model, not a curated record.